Molecule: messenger RNA, 3754 nt
Organism: Lepidothrix coronata (blue-crowned manakin)
Lineage: Eukaryota; Metazoa; Chordata; Aves; Passeriformes; Pipridae
Gene: SLC30A6
Product: solute carrier family 30 member 6
Exons: 14
Coding region: 67-1344 (425 amino acids)
Biological process (GO): monoatomic cation transport; transmembrane transport
Cellular component (GO): membrane
Molecular function (GO): monoatomic cation transmembrane transporter activity
Source: RefSeq, a predicted model, not a curated record
GCGACGGGAGCCGCCCCGCCUUUUCCGGCCUCGCAUGGCGCCGUCUCUUCCGCUGCGGGGAGUAAUAUGGGGACAAUACAUCUGUUCCGUAAAUCACAGAGAUCAUUGGUUGGAAAGUUAACACAUGAAUUUAGGUUGGUUGUAGCAGAUAGAAGGUCCUGGAAGAUUUUGCUGUUUGGUGCUAUAAAUUUAAUAUGUAUUGGCUUCCUGCUCAUGUGGUGCAGCUCUACAAACAGCAUAGCUUUAACUGCUUACACAUAUUUGACAAUCUUUGACCUUUUCAGUUUGAUAACAUGUCUAAUAAGCUACUGGGUGAUGAUGAAGAAACCCAGCCCAGUCUAUUCAUUUGGAUUUGAAAGGUUUGAAGUUCUAGCCGUAUUUGCAUCUACAGUUCUGGCACAGCUUGGUGCUCUUUUUAUACUGAAAGAAAGUGCAGAGCGGUUUCUGGAACAGCCUGAGAUACACACGGGACGACUGCUGGUUGGUACUUUCGUGGCCCUCUUUUUCAACCUAUUUACAAUGCUUUCCAUUAGGAAUAAGCCUUUUGCUUAUGUCUCUGAAGCUGCCAGCACAAGCUGGCUUCAGGAGCAUGUAGCAGAUCUAAGUAGAAGUAUUUGUGGAAUCAUCCCAGGAUUAAGUAGCAUCUUUCUGCCACGGAUGAACCCUUUUGUCUUGAUUGAUAUUGCUGGAGCUCUAGCUCUUUGCAUUACAUAUAUGCUCAUCGAAAUCAACAAUUAUUUUGCUGUAGACACAGCCUCUGCUAUAGCAAUCGCUUUGAUGACAUUUGGUACCAUGUAUCCCAUGAGUGUCUACAGUGGGAAAGUACUACUCCAGACAACCCCACCUCAUGUGAUUGGCCAGUUGGAUAAACUUCUUAGAGAGGUUUCAACUUUGGAUGGUGUGCUGGAAGUUCGAAAUGAGCAUUUUUGGACAUUAGGUUUUGGCACUUUGAUUUUCAAAGAUGACUGGAUCAGACCUACCUUAUCAUCUGUGCCUAUUGCAAACAAUAUUCUGAACCUUUCGGAUCAUCAUGUUAUUCCAAUGCCAUCUUUGAAAGCUGUUGAUAAUUUGAACCCUGUUACAUCCACUCCAGCUAAACCCAGCAGCCCACCGCCAGAAUUUUCUUUUAACACGCCAGGCAAAAAUGUGAGUCCAGUCAUCCUUUUAAACACUCAGACAAAGCCCUAUGGAUUGGGCUUUAAUCAUGGAUCGACACCCUACAGCAGUGUACUCAAUCAAGGACUUGGAAUACCGGGGAUGGGAGCAGCUCAAGGAUUCAGGACUGGUUUUACAAAUGUCCCAAGCAGAUAUGGAACAAAUGCUCGUGGUCAGCCCCGACCAUAAUAAACACCAUUAUUUAUUGUACUUAAGGGUAUUGACUUAAUUCUUUUAUUACCCAAUUUUUAUAAGCAUUUGGAAUGUCAGAUCAUUCUAAAUGGCUGGGAACAAGUGCAUUGUUCAUAUUCAUGAAAUGGUUAAAUUGCAACUUUUUUCUUUGCAUCAGCCUGUGUAAUGCCACAGAUAUUUUUCAGACUUAUGAUACUUUACAAGUAGUUUUUAUAGAGUGUCUCUUUCUACUCAUCUUUUUAUCCACUUUUCUUCAUUCGUCCAAGAAUGUAUUGAGACAUAGCACAACUCCAUAAGAGAGUAGAAUUGUGACCAGGUAGCAUUUUUUUUCUAAUGCAAAUUGCUUACAGAAAUACAAGUCCCAAUUUUCAGAGAUGUUUUGAUUGCUUUAUUAAGCCAUCUUUUGGCAAAGUCACAAUUAGUUUUUGGUUGCAGAAAUCCAUCAGUAUUUGUAUUGUGGCCAUUGUGAAGACAAUCUGGCAUUUCAGAUUGUAAUUAAUUUUGUGAGACCAUGUUUUUACAUUUUUAUUGAUGCCUUUAUAGAAAUUCAGAUGGUUCAGCAACCAUUUUCUAGUUGUAAGUAUUUCAUAUUCAUCUCUGAUAUUUCUUCCUUUUUGGUUUAACUGCAAAAUUAUCUAGCAAUAUACUGGGAAAUAAAAUAUUUAAAACCUAAAAGAUUUUACAAGCACCUCUUUUUUACAAUUAACCCUAUUUAGGAUACAGAGCAGAUGACUGUAUUGUUUCUGAAGCCAGUAUUUAAUUUUUGACUAUGGAAAGUAUUCUGUGAUUUGAUUGUGACUUUGUAUUUUUCUUCUUUGUAUUUUUCCUGUAGUUUCAGGGGGAGAAUAUAUAUAUUCCUGGUUUAUAUCCAGAGUGCAGAUUGGUGAUCGCUGACAGUUCUUAGUCACUGCUGGAGUGCUUGACCUUUGGGGCACACUUGGAACAAGACCACUUACCUUGUCUCUGCUUUUGCAUUACUGUUCUGCUGUACAUCUAGAUGGCCAUAUUUCUUCAGGGCCUUUCUCAGAUAGCUCUUUCCUCUGACUGUUUUCUUUUUCUUCACUGCUCUGACAACAAACAAAGAAAGGCCUUUUAGAAAUACUUCAAUUUUUUCUGUUCUCCUGUGUGGUAUCUGUCUUAUAAUUGCUCCUCUGCACAUUCUUCUGCAUCUCUUGGCUGUUGAGGAAUGGGUUGCCCAUUCCUGUUGUUUCACUUGCAACUCAGGGUGCUAUAUAUUGGCUUACACCUUGUUCAUUUGUAUACUAAGUGGUCUCUCCAUUUGUCUGAGGUGGUUACAUGGAGCUGUAGUAUCUCAGGGAUUCCAAAGAUAUUAUGUUACCUGAAGAUAAUGGCUUUGAUAAAGAAAUCGUUCUCUUGUACAACUGAGUGGAGAAAACAGUCUUCAUUUGAAUUUUAAAGAUCUCUGGCCUCUUCACACUGGCUGAGGAUUUCUUUUUCUGCAUAAGAACACUGCAUUCCUCUUUUUUUUUUUCCCUCCCUCUCCAUUACCUGUGUUUCUCCAGCCAGUGCAUGGAGAAGGGUGUCAUUCCUGCAAACUCGUGUAAAAGCAAGGUGACAUUCUGCAUUAUGGUAUCUUGUGGGGAUAUUUUAGACUGGGAGUAAUAUCCAGGCUGCUACUGGGAUACAAUCCAUGUAAGUUACAAGUAGGGAAUCUAGUUCUGUACUUCAUUUGCAGCGAGAAUGACAAUUUCAUUGCUGUUUUAGAAAAUGUAAAGACCUGGAAAACUUGCAUUUAAAGAUUACAAUGAACUUAUAAAGAUUGGCUCUGUUUUCAAGAGGUCAGUAUUAACUCAGUAAUCACCUCUGUUUCGUUACCCUGUCUUUCUGUGUGAUCUAUUACACAUGCCAUUGCUGCAUGGAAAUUCCUGAAGUACAGAACACUUGAACAGAUUCUCUGUACCUCUUGGGUGCUGAACUAGACUGCACUUUCUACAGCACCUGCAACACCUUAGAGCCAGCAGAAUGUUUACAAUAUACUACUUUUGUGUGGCCUAUUUGAGAAUUGUUCCUUACUCCAGUUUCAUAACCAAACACGCGCCCUUUUUCUGACAUUUUCAAUACAUUGUAUUAUAUUGAUUGCAUGCCUACUUGUUUUUAGUAGAAAAUUAAAGCUCCAUUUUAUGAAGCUGAUCUUUUAUUUAAAAUCAGACGGGAGGACGAGAAUCCCAGAAUUCUGAGUGCAAUAUAAUCACUUUAACAAAAAUAUUUUUCAGAGUGAUUGUUUACAGUAUAUAUCACAUGUGCAGAUGAUAAAGAUUCUUUUAGAGAUUAGAAUAGCUUUUUAGCUGUGUUAUUGUUGUGAAUAUAUUAAGAAUAUUUGUUAAAUCAGCACAGAGUAAAAUGUCUCCUUUUAUAUGAGGAAAAUAAAAUCAGUGUAAUUCUUAAA